Molecule: messenger RNA, 1023 nt
Organism: Aspergillus aculeatus ATCC 16872
Lineage: Eukaryota; Fungi; Ascomycota; Eurotiomycetes; Eurotiales; Aspergillaceae
Product: SDR family oxidoreductase
Exons: 1
Coding region: 1-1023 (340 amino acids)
Molecular function (GO): oxidoreductase activity, acting on the CH-OH group of donors, NAD or NADP as acceptor
Source: RefSeq, a predicted model, not a curated record
AUGCCCGAAACAAUCCUCGUCACCGGUGCCUCCGGCUUCGUCGCCUCGCACGUCAUCCAACGAUUCCUCGCAGCGGGCUACAAUAUCCGUGGCACCGUCCGCUCCGCGUCGACCGCCGAGACCGUCAAAUCCCGCUAUCCGCCCGAAUACGUGGAUCGUCUCUCCUUCGCCAUCGUGCCGGACAUAGCUGCCCCGGGGGCCUUCGACAAGGCUGUCCAAGAUGUCUCCGGGGUGAUUCACACCGCCAGCCCUUUCUCCCUCACGGUGUCAGACAACGAGACCGACCUCCUCCAACCGGCCAUCCAGGGGACACUGAACGUCUUCGAUGCCGUCGCCGCUCACGGGCCCGCCGUCCGCCGCGUCGUCGUCACCUCCUCCUUUGCCGCAAUCCUCGAUCUCAACCAGGGCCUCCGGCGAGGCUACCGGUACACGGAGGCGGACUGGAACCCGUGCAGCUACGAGGAAGCCAAGCUGACCCCGGACGUCAGUUUCGCCUACUGCGCUUCCAAGGCUCUAGCGGAACGGAAGGUGUGGGAGUGGGUCGACAGCGCCGCCAAGGCCAAGCCGCUCACCUUCGACGUGGCCACCAUCUGCCCGCCCUGGGUGUUCGGUCCCGCCCUGGGCGACCCAAACAAAGGGCACAAUCGGCUGAAUGAGUCCGCCGAGGCAAUCUGGAAUCUGGUAAACGGAUCCCGGGCGGAGGUUCCAGAAAAUGAUUUCAUGGCGUUUGCCAAUGUGCACGAUGUUGCGGAGGCACACUACCAGGCGUAUACUCGGCCCGAAGCGGGCGGCCAGCGGUUUCUUGUCGCUGGGGGCCGGUUCCUGUAUCCGGAGGCGUGUGAGAUUAUACGCAAGCGGUUUCCGGAGCUGAAGGACAAGGUUCCGUAUCAAGAGGGUGUGGCUCCGGUGGAGACGUAUGUAGCGGAUGGGAGUAAGGCGGGUAAGGUGCUAGGGUUGCGCUAUCGCAAUUUGGAGGAUACUUUGGUGGAGACGGUUGAGGAUCUGUUGAAGAGAUUUGGAUAA